AUGGGCGAAGAUUGGUGUGGGCGUUCGGGCCUUGCAGGCCAAAGGCGCCAUGCGCCAGCGACUGAUGUUGGGUUCGAAGUGGCACCUAGGGGCCACUACAUAUUUUACUUCCUGCAGUUUGUCAUUGCGGAAACCUCCGCCAAGCUACAAUCCGCGAACUCCAAGCUGGAGGAGAAGGAGAAACAGACCGCCGACCAUGAAUCAGAAAGGCAGACCCUGCAGAACGACAUCCUUAAACUGCGCGAAGACUACAACCAGCUGAACCAGGAGAAGGAUAAACAUCUGCGUGAGGCUGAUGAACUGCGCAAGUCCCUGGAUGCGAUGAUGCAGGAGAAGCAGCGAUUAGAGCGUACCAAGGCCAGUCUGACAGAAAAUACCAACACUCUGGAGGCAGACCUCAACCAGGCAGUGGCUAUUAAACAGGAGCUGAUGGACAAGAAGGAGAGUCUGCUGUCUGAGCUGCGCGAGGCACGGCGCGACACGGAGCGGAACGCGCGAGAGACGGAGCGCUGUAAGAAGUGCAUCAGUUCGCUGGAGGAACGGCUGGCCACCUGCAAGGAGGAGCUCGCGGGUGCUAACGAGUCCCUUCGGCUGUUCCAUAUGGAGGUGGAGUCCUCGAGGGCAGAACGGGAGGAGUUGAUGAAGGCGGCAGAGAAGUCAGCUCACGAUCUAAUGGAGGCGCAAGCAGAGAUUAAUAGGACAGAAGAACUGAUUUCCAAACGCUCUGAACUUGUCGGUCAGUUGAAGGCGCUGGAGGCCGAACUCUCUGGACUGUUGGAGGACAGGCACAAUCUUGAGAAGGAUCGCGAUGGCUUCCGCAGAGAAGUCAUCAGACUGCAGUCAGAGAAGAAUGACCUACAGGGCGAGAGGACAGCCCUCAAGCGUGCUCUGGAAAUGAGCGAAAAGACGCGGGAAGCCACAGAAACCGAGUUGAGUCAGCUUUCCAAAGCCAAUCUCGGUCUCACCGAACAGGCAAGCUUUUGUUCCACUUUAACAUUG
Dibothriocephalus latus is the source of this 999-nucleotide messenger RNA. The record is from the annotation of a GenBank genome assembly. NCBI's taxonomy places the organism in Eukaryota, Metazoa, Platyhelminthes, Cestoda, Diphyllobothriidea, Diphyllobothriidae.